Colletotrichum spaethianum is the source of this 393-nucleotide messenger RNA. RefSeq names its product ATP synthase subunit delta, mitochondrial. Lineage: Eukaryota; Fungi; Ascomycota; Sordariomycetes; Glomerellales; Glomerellaceae. Gene Ontology annotation, biological process: proton motive force-driven ATP synthesis. The transcript is spliced from 4 exons. The record is from RefSeq and is a predicted model, not a curated record. Bases 1 to 393 code for a protein of 130 amino acids. Gene Ontology annotation, molecular function: proton-transporting ATP synthase activity, rotational mechanism.
AUGACAACAACUCGGCGCGACGGGGGAUCUAUCUACAAGUCCCAGGAUGUUGUCCAGGUGAACAUCCCCGCCGAAUCCGGCGAGAUGGGUGUUCUCGCCAACCACGUUCCCGCCAUCGAGCAGCUGAAGUCCGGCCUGGUCGAGGUUAUCGAGGAGAGCGGCCCCAGCAAGCAGUUCUUCCUGUCCGGCGGCUUCGCCGUUGUCCAGCCCAACUCCGUCCUCAGCAUCAACGCCACCGAGGGAUACCCCAUCGAGGACUUCAGCGCCGAGGCUGUCAAGUCCCAGAUCGCCGAGGCCCAGAAGGUUGCCUCCGGCAGCGGAAGCGAGCAGGAUAUCGCCGAGGCCAAGAUUGAGUUGGAGGUCCUCGAGAGCCUGCAGGCUGCCCUGAAAUAG